Molecule: messenger RNA, 1006 nt
Organism: Salvia miltiorrhiza (redroot sage)
Lineage: Eukaryota; Viridiplantae; Streptophyta; Magnoliopsida; Lamiales; Lamiaceae
Exons: 2
Coding region: 153-803 (216 amino acids)
Molecular function (GO): protein binding
Source: RefSeq, a predicted model, not a curated record
GAAAACUCUAUAAAUAAGUGUGCGACGGUACCUUCCAUAAGCUUGCCCACUUCUCCUUUAUUUAUUUCUUCUUCAUUACAUUCUCUCUCUAAUCUCUAUCAUCAUCAUAUCCAAAAAGCAAUCAAUAGGACCCCUAGAAAUCCACCACAACUAUGGGUGGAUCUUCACUUCCUUCUCACAAUCUCACUCCUAAGUCCAUCAAGUUUCUCUGUAGCUACGGCGGCCGGAUUCUGCCCCGCCACUCCGACGGCAAGCUUCGUUAUCACGGCGGGGAAACCCGCGUGCUCUCCGUUGAUAGCUCUAUUUCCUUUUCCGAGUUGUUGGUGAAGAUGGGAGAGAUGUGUGGAUCAUCGGUGAGUUUGAGGUGCCAAUUGCCCGCGGAUGAUCUGGACGCUUUGAUAUCGAUAACCUCCGAUGAGGAUCUAGCCAAUCUCAUCGAGGAAUAUGAUCGUGCCGCGGCGGCGCCGUCUUCUUCCUUUAAGAUCAGAGCCUUCCUUUCCGCCCCCAAAACCAUCAAAAAGGUAUCUCCGCCUCCCUCCUCCGCCUGCUCCUUCAACAGCCACGCGUCUACGCCGAAAUCCCCCUUCGGCUUGUACUCCGGCGGCGGCGGUAUACCUCCUAGAUGCCCGUCCUCCGGCGGUCGGCCGUUCAAACGGAUCUCGUCAAAGCCGCCGGCGUAUCCUAUUAUUGGCCAGAAAGUUACCGGGAAAGUUCCUCAUCAGUUUGUGUAUCUGUAUCAAAUUGGGCAGGGAAAUGGUUGCCGCGUCGGUCGCCUCGUCCACAGCGGCAACCACUGGCAAUAGCCAGAAAUCAUUUAUGGAAUCUUCUUAUAUAUAUAGAAGUAGAAAGCUAUGGUAAAAAAUGUAGAUGUGAAUUAUGAUGAUGUCAGAUGCAUAGAUACGGAUGUAGUAGUAUAUGAUCAAGAAGGGGAUCCUAUUUUUAUUGAUCCCCGAUCGGCGAUCUUCGUGCCAAAAUUUAUGGAAAUUUUAUGCCUAUUUUCGCUUUC